Balaenoptera musculus (blue whale) is the source of this 1253-nucleotide messenger RNA. Its product is annotated as actin-related protein 2/3 complex subunit 1A-like. Gene Ontology annotation, biological process: Arp2/3 complex-mediated actin nucleation. NCBI's taxonomy places the organism in Eukaryota, Metazoa, Chordata, Mammalia, Artiodactyla, Balaenopteridae. Gene Ontology annotation, molecular function: actin filament binding. The record is from RefSeq and is a predicted model, not a curated record. Gene Ontology annotation, cellular component: Arp2/3 protein complex; actin cytoskeleton.
CAGACGUGGACUCUUUCGUUCUAAAAAACACUAAGAAUAAUGUCCCUGCAUCAGUUUUUACUAGAGCCAGUCACCUAUCAUGCCUGGAACAGGGAUCGUACCCAGAUUGCCCUUAGCCCCAAUAACCACGAAGUCCACAUCUAUGAGAAGAACGGGAGCCAGUGGGUGAAAGCUCAUGAGCUCAAGGAGCACAACGGACACAUCACAGGUAUCGACUGGGCUCCCAAGAGUGACCGCAUCGUCACUUGUGGGGCUGACCGCAAUGCCUACGUGUGGAGUCAGAAAGAUGGUGUCUGGAAGCCGACCCUGGAUCUGAGAAUUAACCAUGCAGCCACUUUUGUCAAGUGGUCCCCGCUAGAGAACAAAUUUGCUGUGGGCAGCGGAGCACGACUCAUUUCUGUUUGUUACUUCGAGUCCGAAAAUGACUGGUGGGUAAGCAAGCACAUUAAAAAACCCAUUCGCUCCACGGUCCUCAGCUUGGAUUGGCAUCCCAACAACGUCUUGCUGGCAGCAGGAUCCUGUGAUUUCAAAUGCAGAGUGUUUUCUGCCUACAUUAAAGAAGUGGAUGAGAAGCCAGCCAGUACACCCUGGGGCAGCAAGAUGCCUUUUGGUCAGCUGAUGUCAGAGUUUGGUGGCAGUGGCACUGGCGGCUGGGUGCACGGGGUCAGCUUCUCUGCCAGCGGGAGCCGCCUGGCCUGGGUCAGCCACGACAGCACCGUGUCCGUUGCCGAUGCCUCAAAAAGUGUGCAGGUCUCAACUCUGAAGACAGAGUUCCUGCCCCUCCUGAGUGCGCGCUUCGUCUUGGAGAACAGCGUCGUGGCCGCUGGCCGUGACUGCUGCCCCAUGCCCUUUAGCUGCGACGACCGCGGCUGCUUGACCUUCGUCUCCAAGCUAGACAUCCCAAAACAGAGCAUCCAGCGCAACAUGUCGGCCACGGGGUGCUUCCGCAACAUGGACAAGCGGGCCACGACCGGGGACCGCAACACGGCCCUGGAGACGCUGCACCAGAACAGCAUCACUCAAGUGUCUAUUUACGAGGUGGACAAGCAAGAUUGUCGCCAAUUUUGCACUGCUGGCAUCGAUGGAGCCAUGACCAUUUGGGAUUUCAAGACCUUAGAGUCUUCUGUCCAGGGCCUUCGGAUAAUGUGAAGCUGAGCGAGCCUCCCAGAUCCAGCAUGAGGACGGACAGGCUGCGCCGGGCAGCUGCGCCAUUCGCAUGAUGGGCAGGAGAGCCGGCCACCAGCAAACACUGA